AACUCGUGAUAAACACGUGUUUGGAGUCAAACACAUCAACAAUACAUUUAAAUCAUUGAAUUGCAGUCCAUUUGACACAACUAUUGACCAAAUGUCUGAAAGUGAUCCCAAGAGUGACCCCAAGAGUGACAAAAGGACUCAAUUCGGCAGUAGAUAUCUGACAGACGAGAGCAAUGUCUUCCAACACAACGCGUGGGAUGACGUGGAAUGGGAUGAGACAUUCAAAGAGACCAUUGAAGCCAAAGUGAUGGAGAACUCAGUGAAGAGGGUGUCAGACGAAAGAGUGGAUCAUUUGGACAAAAACGCGAAUAUAUUUUGGGAUCAGUUUUACGACAAACACGAGAAUAAGUUCUUUAAGGACAGGCACUGGUUGUUGACUGAAUUCCCGGAACUCAACACCACUGCCAAGUCAUCCCAAGAGAGUGAUAGUGAGGCGAUAGAGUGGCCAACAGUUAAUAUUCUUGAGUUGGGAUGUGGUGUCGGGAAUACAGUGUUUCCGGUCCUCCAAAUCAAUUCAAACCCAAAUCUAAUGAUAUAUUGCUGUGACUUCUCGUCGACUGCCAUAUCAUUAGUGAAAGGAAAUGCAUUAUACGAUCAAAAGAGAUGCAAUGCUUUCACUCUUGACAUAACUGGCGAGGACUGGACGGUUCCCUUCCCUAAAUGCAGUCUAAAUGUGGUGACAAUGAUCUUCGUUCUCUCGGCUAUAGAUCCCAAUCGUAUGCAAAACGUAAUCAACAAAAUCGGAGAGUAUCUGAAAGUGGGCGGACUGUUGCUGUUCCGAGACUAUGGUCGCUAUGACAUGACUCAAGUGAGGUUCAAAGCGGGUCAUUGUCUUAAAGACAAUUUCUAUGUUCGCGGCGACGGAACCAGAGCUUACUUCUUCACUCAAGAGGAGAUCGACUCCAUGUUGACGAGCGCUGGACUCAAGAAGUUAUUCUUACGUUCAGACAAACGUCUUCAAGUGAAUCGCGCCAAACAGGUCCGCAUGUAUAGGGUGUGGAUUCAGGCCAAGUAUUGCAAACAAUGACCACUCAUUACAGUGGUUAUAGGGAUUGUAAUAAAUGUACAAAAUUAAGAUUUCAGUCAAAAUUUAUUGGAAAUAAUAAUAAAUUUAUAGCUAAUAGUAAAUGAAUUGCUUAUAAAAAAAGCUGCGCUUCAAGAGAGGGCUGCCUUUAUUGUCACC
Molecule: messenger RNA, 1183 nt
Organism: Oppiella nova
Lineage: Eukaryota; Metazoa; Arthropoda; Arachnida; Sarcoptiformes; Oppiidae
Source: the annotation of a GenBank genome assembly